Molecule: messenger RNA, 1251 nt
Organism: Hyaloperonospora brassicae
Lineage: Eukaryota; Oomycota; Peronosporomycetes; Peronosporales; Peronosporaceae
Source: the annotation of a GenBank genome assembly
AUGACUGGUGUCAACGCGAACGCACUUCUCGAGUCCGACGUCUCUUUUGUGGAUCGCGUGGCGGAUGGCGACGUCUACGACGCGGACACAAAGAGGCUUCUGCGGGAGUCUCUUGCAGACGGUCAUUCGACACAGUCUCUAGAACCUGGGGAGAGAGUUGGCCCAACUGUCUUUGAAGGAGUGACGCCGGCACUAGAAAAGAUUGCACAAGGUUCCUUUCUAGCCGGAGCGGUACACCAUCUGAUGGACGCGAAGGUCAGAGUUGCCGAACAGGCCAAGAAAUUCAUCGAGAAGGACUACAUCAUCAUUAAAUUGAUCAAACAGAUUAUCGAGCCGAUCGCAAAGUGGGUUACGAACAACUCCAUCUACAAAACCAUCAUUGACAAACUUUUGGCUGUCAAGAUUGACGGUAGGUCGAUCAAAGACCGCUACACGGAUGCUAUGAUGAGAAACAAAAAGAUUCAGGACGUGGGCAAAGAGUUAAAGGUAGCCAAGAAAAGCGGAGAUCGCCGUGAUGGUGAUGUCAAGCCACCAGCGAAUGGCGAGGGUCGCCCUGUAGUUGAAGCCAAGCCAACUGCGAGCGUCGAGGGUCGCCCUGUUGUUGAAGCGAAGCCAAAUGCGAGCGUCGAGGGUCGCGUCACAGUUGAAGACAAGCCAGCAGCGAAUGUCGAGGGUCGCCCUGUUGUUGAAGCCCAGCCAACUUCGAGUAUUGAGGGUCGCCCUGUUAUUGAAGCGAAGCCAACUUCGAGCGUCGAGGGUCGCGUCACAGUUGCAGACAAGCCAGCAGCGAAUGGCGAGGGUCACCCUGUAGUUGAAGCCAAGCCAAGUGCGGAUGUCAUGGGUCGCCCUGUUGUUGAAGCGAAGCCAACUGCGAGCGUCGAGGGUCGCGUCACAGUUGAAGUCAAGCCAGCAACGAAUGGCGAGGGUCGCCCUGUUGUUGAAGCAAAGCCAACUGCGAGUAUCGAGGGUCGUGUUACAACUGAAGCCCAGCCAACUGCGAGUGUCGGGGGUCGCCUCACAGUUGAAGCAAAGCCAGCAGUGAAUGUCGAGGGUCGCCCUGUUGUUGAAGCCAAGCCAAGAGCCGAUAAUGGCGUAGUCCACUUCGAUGGUGUUGUCAAGACAGCAGCGAAUGGGAAUGGUCGCGUCGAUUCUGAUAAUAAACCGGAGGCAAACCGCGAUGAUCUCUUAGAUGAUUAUUUUUACGAGAAGCCAGAGGAGUAUCCCAAUGAUCGUUAUUAUUGGAGACAUUGA